Molecule: messenger RNA, 1238 nt
Organism: Rhagoletis pomonella (apple maggot)
Lineage: Eukaryota; Metazoa; Arthropoda; Insecta; Diptera; Tephritidae
Gene: Arl1
Product: ADP-ribosylation factor-like protein 1
Exons: 4
Coding region: 244-786 (180 amino acids)
Biological process (GO): intracellular protein transport; vesicle-mediated transport
Cellular component (GO): Golgi apparatus; cytoplasm
Molecular function (GO): GTP binding; GTPase activity
Source: RefSeq, a predicted model, not a curated record
AACACUGUGCAGCACUUUUCGCAGACACGUCAUAACCGCUACACAAUUUUUGACAUACCUCGAACCGUUCACAUCGUCUGUGUAAAAAAAAGUGAAAAUACGGAUUAUUUUCACAUAUGUAUUUAUAUUAAUUUAAUCAAAUGUAUGUGCAUUAUUUAGUAUAGAAAAAAUCCGCAAAUAAAGUUAACGUACUACAGAAGCCAUCACAGUUGCCAGCGUAUUGUGUUAAAAAACAAAUACAAAAUGGGUGGUGUUUUUAGUUAUUUUCGUGGUCUGCUCGGCUCACGCGAGAUGCGCAUACUGAUAUUGGGUUUAGAUGGCGCUGGGAAAACGACUAUACUCUAUCGACUGCAAGUCGGUGAGGUGGUCACAACAAUACCGACAAUCGGUUUCAAUGUAGAGCAAGUUACAUAUAAAAAUUUGAAAUUUCAAGUAUGGGAUUUAGGUGGCCAGACGAGUAUAAGACCGUAUUGGCGUUGUUACUAUAGCAACACAGAUGCUAUCAUUUAUGUAGUGGACUCGGCAGAUCGAGAUCGGAUAGGUAUUUCUAAAGAUGAGCUGCUCUACAUGCUGCGGGAGGAGGAACUUGCCGGCGCAAUACUCGUUGUGCUUGCCAACAAACAGGAUAUGGAGGGCUGUAUGACAGUUGCGGAGGUGCAUCAUGCGCUCGGUUUGGAAAAUUUGAAAAAUCGUACUUUCCAAAUAUUUAAAACAUCAGCGACCAAAGGUGAAGGCUUAGAUCAGGCGAUGGAUUGGCUAUCCAAUACGUUGCAAAGUCGUAAAUAGUGCACUAGAAAUUAAAAAGAAUUUCCUCACCCAUACCUAAUAUUCCCAAAAAAAAACAAAGCUCUUUAAAUAUUUUUAUUUGUUCAUAAUUUUAAGUAAUUAUAUGCAUUUUAUAUAUACAUUCAUAUAAAAAUGAUAUGGAUGAAAUCAAGCAAUUUGUUUGUAGACACCGCAAAAGGCAAUUGCAAAUGUACAUUAAUAAGAACAUAUUGAUAACAUAAAACACAUGGCGCUCCCAUGUAAAAGUAAAAAAUUGAUUUUCGAUCAGCAAAAGCUUUUUGUUGCAGAGCAUUUAAGCGUUGCAGAAUAUAGAAAGGCAAAAUUAUCAAGCAUGACAUUGUCAUUGAAGGACAUUGUAUAAAAAAUUUCCUUGGUUGAACCAUUUCAUUUAAUUUAUCCCCCCAUAGAUUGCUAAUAUGUUACACUUUGUAGUUUUGUUCUUAAAAAAAAAA